Molecule: messenger RNA, 624 nt
Organism: Camelus dromedarius (Arabian camel)
Lineage: Eukaryota; Metazoa; Chordata; Mammalia; Artiodactyla; Camelidae
Product: acyl-CoA 6-desaturase
Exons: 1
Coding region: 1-624 (207 amino acids)
Biological process (GO): lipid metabolic process
Cellular component (GO): membrane
Molecular function (GO): oxidoreductase activity, acting on paired donors, with oxidation of a pair of donors resulting in the reduction of molecular oxygen to two molecules of water
Source: RefSeq, a predicted model, not a curated record
AUGCAGCAUGGGGAAGGGGGGAACCAGGGCGAGGGGGCUAUCGAGCGCGAGGCGCCGAUGCCUACCUUCAGCUGGGAGGAGAUUCAGAAGCACAACCUGUGCACGGACAGGUGGCUCGUCAUCGACCACAAAGUCUACAACAUCACCAAAUGGUCCAGCCGGCAUCCACGGGGCUUUCGGGUCAUCGGGCACUACGCAGGGGAAGGUGCUACGGACGCCUUCCUCGCCUUCCACCGCAACCUCAGUUUCGUGCGCAAGUUCAUGAAGCCUUUGCUGAUCGGUGAUCUGGCCCCGGAGGAGCCCAGCCAGGACCACAGCAAGAACUUGCAGAUCACUGAGGACUUCCGGGCCCUGAGGAAGACCACUGAGGAGAUGAACCUGUUCAAGACCAACCACCUGUUCUUCCUCCUCCUCCUGGCCCACAUCUUCAUCAUGGAGACCAUCGCGUGGUUCACUGUCUUUUAUUUUGGCAAUGGCUGGAUUCCAAUCAUCAUUAUGGCCUUUAUUCUUGCUGCCUCUCAGGUGAGGCAUGACACAUUCACCUGUCACUUGAAGCCCCUGCUCCCUCCCCCCACCGACUCUCCCAACUCCCAGAGGCCUGGUGUCUGGGUGCUGAUGCUGUGA